Chelonoidis abingdonii (Abingdon island giant tortoise) is the source of this 3915-nucleotide messenger RNA. Its product is annotated as mitochondrial inner membrane m-AAA protease component AFG3L1-like. Gene Ontology annotation, molecular function: ATP binding; zinc ion binding; metalloendopeptidase activity. Gene Ontology annotation, cellular component: membrane; m-AAA complex. The record is from RefSeq and is a predicted model, not a curated record. Gene Ontology annotation, biological process: mitochondrial protein processing. NCBI's taxonomy places the organism in Eukaryota, Metazoa, Chordata, Testudines, Testudinidae.
AAUGGCUCAGCGGCUCGCGUCGGGAACUCUGGUGCCGCCUCUCGCUGCCCUGUGGCGAGGGGGCUGCUGGGCGCGCACCCCGGCGGGGCGCAGGGACCUACCACCGAUCCGGCAGCGGCUCGAGGGGAUCCGCACCCCGCGGCAGGACUGCGCAGGGCGCAUCGCAUCGGCUCGGCAGUGGCUCUGCCCAGAGCCACCCAAAGGCUUUGAGAAGUAUUUUAAGAAGAAUGGCAGAAGUUCUGGCCCAGCAGAGGAUGUUCACCAGACUAAAGGCCUCCCUGAUCCAAAAGGUCUUGGUCAUGGGGGAGAUGGCGGAGGAGGUGGUGGCAAGAGAGGAGGGAAGAAGGAGGAUUCUGGGUGGUGGAAACGCAUGUGGAAGGGAGAGUUCCCCUGGGAUGACAAGAAUUUCGUCUACCUGGCUGUCAUGGGGGCAGGCGCUGCCGUGGGAUUCCUCUAUUUUUUUUGGCGAGAUCCUGGCAGAGAAAUCAACUGGAAGCAUUUUGUCCAUUACUACUUGGCUAGAGGAUUGGUGGACCGUCUGGAAGUGGUGAACAAACAGUUUGUGCGUGUGGUCCUCGUGCCGGGUGUGAGCUCGGAGCAGAGGUACGUCUGGUUUAACAUCGGCAGUGUGGACACGUUUGAACGGAACCUGGAGACUGCCCAGCUGGAGCUGGGAAUGGAGGGCGCCCAGCAGGUGGCAGUGAUUUACGCCAGGGAGAGUGACGGCACAUUCCUCAUGAGCAUGGUGCCCACUCUGCUGCUGGUUGGCUUCCUUCUGGUCACUCUGAGACGCGGGCCAAUGGGAGCCGGGCGUGGAGGACGAGGAGGCGGGCUCUUCAGCAUCGGCGAGACAACGGCCAAGAUCCUGAAAGACAACAUUGACGUGCAGUUCCGAGACGUGGCCGGCUGUGAGGAAGCCAAGCUGGAGAUCAUGGAGUUCGUGAACUUCCUGAAGAACCCCAAACAAUACCAAGACUUGGGCGCCAAGAUCCCAAAGGGCGCUGUGCUCACGGGCCCGCCGGGCACUGGGAAAACCCUCCUGGCCAAAGCAACGGCGGGAGAAGCCAAUGUUCCCUUCAUCACGGUGAACGGCUCAGAGUUCCUGGAGAUGUUUGUGGGUGUUGGGCCUGCCCGAGUUCGGGACAUGUUUGCCUUGGCCCGCAAACAUGCCCCCUGCAUCCUGUUCAUCGAUGAGAUCGACGCCGUUGGUCGGAAGCGGGGCCGGGGGAACUUUGGGGGGCAGAGCGAGCAGGAGAACACCCUGAACCAGCUGCUGGUCGAAAUGGAUGGGUUCAACUCCAGCACCAAUGUGGUGGUGCUCGCAGGAACAAAUCGCCCAGACAUUCUGGACCCUGCGCUGAUGAGACCAGGGCGCUUUGACCGUCAGAUUUACAUCGGUCCGCCUGAUAUCAAAGGCAGAGCAUCCAUCUUUAAAGUCCACCUCCGGCCCCUGAAACUGGAUGAAAGCAUCAGCAGAGACUCCCUGGCCAGGAGAUUGGCUGCAUGGACUCCAGGAUUCACUGGUGCGGACAUCUCCAAUGUCUGCAACGAGGCUGCCUUGAUUGCCGCUCGCCACUUGAAGCCCUCUGUCGCCGAGAAGCACUUUGAGCAGGCCAUCGAGAGAGUCCUUGGGGGUCUUGAGAAGAAGACCCAGGUUCUGCAGCCGAACGAGAGGACCACAGUGGCCUAUCACGAAGCUGGGCAUGCGGUGGUGGGAUGGUUCCUGGAGCAUGCUGAUCCCCUGCUGAAGGUAUCGAUCAUCCCCAGGGGCAAGGGGCUUGGUUACGCGCAGUACCUGCCCAAGGAGCAGUACCUGUACACCAAGGAGCAGCUGUUCGAUCGCAUGUGCAUGAUGCUGGGUGGCAGGGUGGCUGAGCAGCUGUUCUUUGGGCGCAUCACCACGGGUGCUCAGGACGACUUGAAGAAGGUGACGCAGAGCGCCUACACCCAGAUCGUCCAGUUUGGGAUGAGUGACAAGCUGGGCCAGGUCUCCUUCGACUUCCUGCAGCAGGGUGAGCUGCUCACAGAGAAACCAUACAGCGAGGCGACAGCCCAGCUGAUAGACGAGGAGGUCCGAAGCCUCAUCAACUCUGCAUAUGAAAGAACCCGGGAGCUACUGACACGGUGUCACGACCAGGUGGAGAAGGUAGGAAAGCGUCUCUUGGAGAAAGAAGUGCUGGAGAAAGCGGACAUGGUUGAAUUGCUGGGCCCCAGGCCCUUUGCAGAGAAAUCCACCUAUGAGGCAUUCGUAGAGGGCACCACCUCCCUCCCGGAGGGCCUUAAGGACUGGAACUGUGAGAGAGAUGAGAGCCAGGAGGGGAGAGUGCAGAAGAGCACCUCCUAGCAGUGGGAGCCAGCUGGGGAGGACGGUGCCCGAACUGCUGCCAGCCCUUGCUGCUGGAUGGACACCAGCUUCCAGGGACCCUUUCUAUGGGCGUCUCCCAGUGGUAAUGACGACACCAGACAGAGCCGUCCAGGAGGCCGGAGCAGGAGCGAGGCUAAGUCUGUAGAUAGGAAGAGCAGGCCAGGCCCUGCUCUGCUGUGGGAGGGCUAGUGCACUGGCUUUCCCUCUGAAAGCUGCAGGUCCCGCUCGCUCCUCUCCCCGGGGCCGGCCUAGGCCUGGCUGGCUGACACAAGGGCUCUGGCCACUCCCGGUCACAAGUGCCCGUUCCCACUGGCGGGCACAGCAGCUGCUUUACUGGUGCUCAUGGCCCAGUCUCCAUGGGCCUGGUCAGUCUGUGCUCCUGCCAGCAUCCACCUCUUGCCAGCAGCUGUCCCAAAGCCAGGAGGGUGCUGGAGGGGCUCCCUAGCCAUGGGGCAGAGGCUGGGAGCCCAGUCAAGCAGCAGGGUGAGCUGUCCAGGUGCCAGCUCUCAUCUGACCAGCGCCUCUGUCCAGGAUGCGGUUACUCUAGUGCUACCACAGCAUCCUCCCCAGCUGGAGCGCCCAGCCCUGCACGAAGGGGGCCAAGGGUCCCGGGCCAUGUGAAAAGAGCCAAUGCCAAAGCUUUUCCCGCCCUCUCCAGGCGGAGGGGAGGGUGCGCAGCCGGGGGAAGAUCCUCCCCUGAGAGUUCCUGUCCUCAGUGCCUUCCACCAGCCUUUGCAGGUUUGCAGCUUUUCUCCAGCGAAGUCCUGCUUUGCCCUCGGGUCCCUGUGCACGGGCAGUAUCUAGGAGACGAGCCCGAACAAGUCCAAAGAGCCCUUCAGAGCAGCGGCCACAUGCGCCUGGUAGAACACGCCAGCCUGUGGACAGUCCCUGCAGUGCUACGCUGGGAAAGGCCCCCCCUUCGCCCGAGGCAACCGGCUCCGCAGCGGAAAUGGGCUAACAAAAUGGUGCUAAUGAAUUGCUGCUACUGUGGGCUCUGCCCCCUGGCCUGGCCUGGCCUGCCCGCCCUGUUGGACAUUGGCAGGAAUAACUCUGGCCCUGUAGGACUCGGGGAGUCAUGGGACAGUGUGGGGCGCUGGUAGCCGGAAGCUCCCGCAGCUCUGAGCCGUUCUGGGGGGUUGUGACUGGCAGUGCAAGUUCCUGGGGGCCUGGCAGUGGGUCUGUUGGCCUGGGGUGGCUUUAUGGCACCUAUAGCCAUCUAUCAAAGCAGCGUAGCUGUUGGCCCAGACAACUCUGAGUUAGCUUCCAGCUCUGAGUUAGCUCCUCUUUAGGUGGGGCAUUCCUAGCUCAGACCAAUGUGGGGGCGGGAAGGGAGGCCUCACUUCUAUUCCUUCCAUGCAUCGAGCUUGUACCCUGCCGUUUCCUCAUGCCCAGGGCGUGGGGUUCGCUGGCCUGUGCCUACCUUGCACGUACCCUCCUUCCAUGCAGGGGAUGAGCCACAGCCUGGCUGCACCACUGCUCUGGCAUGGCGGAGCUUUGCGUUUGGGUCCUGUGCAGCAUCCUUGCAAAGGGCAUUUCUCUGCCACGGGAGC